UAAUUAAAGCGUGGGACGGACGAGUGCUCCACUCUCGGCGCACUCUCGAACCGACUAGUAUAUGAAUCUGUUAUAAUGUUAUCGCUUACAUUGUUUUCACUUAUCUUGGCGAGUGUAUUAGGGGCGGAAUUCACUUUACCUGGCGAAUGUCCGAAUGUGGAGUUGCAGCAGAAUCUUGACUAUACCAAGUUUUCAGGUGUAUGGUAUAAUGUUGCUAGUUACGCAAGUGAUGGUCGCCCCAUUUACGACUGUGCGACUCUGGAUUUUCAAGAAGAUAAUCUCGGUUAUACCUUAAGAGAAACAUAUGUCAAAGAAGAUCAAGGCAAUAGGACGCAGAAAUCCUACUUUGCUAGAGUAGACCCGACUUUCGAUGCGGGGAACAAAGCUCAGUUCAUCGUGAGCCAUGAAGAUGGAGACAAAGUCCUACAAUUCCCAUUCUUCAUAUUGUCGACUGAUUACGACGCAUACGCGAUUGCUUAUACUUGCAAAACUUUAAAGAAGAAACAGCGCACACACUACGUAUUCACAUGGAUCCUCUCGCGCAGCAAAGACUCUCUCCAAGGAGACGCCCUGCAGAAAGUCGAGAAUGCACUAUCCAGAUAUUCAGAGCUAGCUGCACACCGACAGUCGUUUGUUUUCAAGGAUUUCUCCGACAAAAGCUGCUCUUUCUCUGAUAAAUACGAAUCGGAUUUCUUCACUACUAACUUUUGGUGAUGGUUGUAUUAAAAGGACUGUGAUAAAUCCAAUACCGUCUUUUCUUA
Molecule: messenger RNA, 761 nt
Organism: Diatraea saccharalis (sugarcane borer)
Lineage: Eukaryota; Metazoa; Arthropoda; Insecta; Lepidoptera; Crambidae
Source: the annotation of a GenBank genome assembly